AAACUGGAGAGAGAAAGAGGGACCAAUUCACCAAAAGAGUCCUUUCAGGCGUUCCGCCCGUUAAUUGGAAAAAAGGAGUGAAAACAGAGAAUCUCUCUCUCUCUCCUCUCUGUCUCUUUCUCUCUCUCUCUUAUUCUGAGGGGAAGCUAGAGAGGAAGAGAGCCAGAAGGAGAGGAAGGACACCCAUUUGCUGAAGGGUUGAGGAAGAAGGAGAUGAACAAGUAGUGGAUUUCUUAGACGAGGAAAGAAAAAAAGAAGAAGAAGAACGGAGCAGGAUCUAAAUCAUUUUUCUUUUCAGUAUUUAUCUGUAUCUAGUUUCAUCGGGUGGAGAGUGCUUCAGAUCCUUCAGAAUAGUGUAUUUGCACCGGACAGCUUAUCUUGAAGUGAUGAGUUGAUUUUUAGUCUUCUCACACCGUGGAUGUUGGCAGCGAUCGUAUAUCAGAAGUUGACCGUAUAUACACAGGAGUGAUUUAAUUUUCAUCCUAUAAGAAGCAGUCAGGGCUUGGGAGAUUGAUGAAAUGUCGUCUCUAUGUGUUACUCUUUGAUACCGUGUUGGCAUGUCCAUGGAUGUUUCCCCUUAUGAAAUAGGUUCUGAAGAGCAGAGUGAGAGACAUCCUUUGUUAAUGGAAAGGACAGUAGGUUCAUCAGAUCAUGAGCAUGUUAUAAAUGUAAUGCAGGGUACCGCAACUCCAUCAAGCUCUCAUGACGAUCUAAACAGCUUAGACUCAUCACAUGAGGAUAGGUCGCCUACUGACAGUACACAGGUCCAACACCCUCCAUCUUCAUCUACCUUGUCUUCUUCAAGAAACAGUUCAUUCCUGAGAAGAGGUGAUAAUUAUGGCCGCCGACACAGAAGUCCUCUCAACUCAGGGUUGUGGAUUUCAGUUGAACUUGUAAUUGCAGUUAGCCAGAUAAUUGCGUCGGUAAUUGUUUUGUCACUGUCAAGACAUGAGAAACCAAAGGCUCCACUGUUUGUCUGGGUUGUGGGUUAUGCUUCUGGCUGUCUUGCUACCCUUCCACUUCUUUAUUGGAGGUACAUCACACGUAAUCGUUUCGCGGAACAGGACUCAGCUCAGAUGCAUGUGGAUUCUAAUCGGGAUAACCCUUCUCUGGAAUCAGCUUCUUAUGCUGUGAUGUCAACUCCUCAAGCUCCUGAAGCUGAAGUGCAUCAUAGAACCACUUCAAACUCAUGGAUUGAUCAACAUGCAAACCCUAGAAGCACAAGAAUCGGUGUUCUAGUAGACCACUUUAAAAUGGCACUUGAUUGCUUUUUUGCUGUUUGGUUUGUUGUUGGCAAUGUCUGGAUCUUUGGUGGGCAUUCCUCUUCUUCCGAAGCCCCAAACUUGUACAGGUUAUGUAUAGUAUUUCUGACCUUCAGUUGCAUUGGGUAUGCUAUGCCAUUUAUUCUCUGUGCAACAAUCUGUUGCUGCUUGCCUUGCAUCAUCUCUAUUCUUGGUUUCCGGGAGGAUCAAUCUUACAACAGAGGAGCUACAGAAGAAGCUAUUAAUGCUCUUCCAAGUUACAAAUUCAAGGCAAAAGGUGGACAACGAAGAACCGAGGAUGAGAAUGAAAUUGAUUCUGAUGGUCUAGGCGAUGGUGGUACUAUAGCAGUUGGUACAGAAAGGGAGAGAUUGGUUUCAGCAGAGGAUGCGGUCUGCUGUAUUUGCUUGGCAAAGUACGUCAACAACGAUGAAUUGCGAGAGCUACCAUGUGCACAUUUUUUCCAUGUGGAAUGUGUUGACAAGUGGCUGAAGAUCAAUGCACUAUGUCCACUCUGUAAGCAUGAGGUUGGUAUCAGCACUAGCUCUACAGAUGAUCUAAACUUUGAUGCGAACCAUGGGGAGCAGAGAGUAGGAACUGUGAUCACUGGUGCUUAUGCAAUGGUCUAGGACGCCUUGUCUCUGUCUCAUCAAACCCCAGAAACCCACAUUAUCGUGGGCCAUAUCAGUAGCAAGAUGGAUCAUCUGAACUUUUGCGGAGAAACUUGCAUUAGAUACCCACAUUCCAGAGGUUGUCCAUUAAUCAGCUUCAGCUGUUGGAGUGUCGUCAUCAGAGUUGAUCUGUUGGGCAUGUGGAUGGGGUAGAUUCUGUACUAUUGGAUCCAACCUUGGGCAGCAGACAGUGGCGGAGGGUGGGGUAUGUUUUGUGUGUGCCUGGUGGCCCCUGACCUUCUUCCCAUUGUCCUGCUGCUUGUUGCGUACCUCAUAGCUUGCCAUCGAAGUGUGGGUGAAGAAAUCUGUGAGUACGUCUCCAACAUUUUGUAUGUCCCAAGUCAUAAAGCUACAAACGGAAGAUGGGUUGCCUGCCUUCUAUCCUUUUGUAUAUUAUAUGAUAUAUCUUGAUUAUCAAGUUUUUACCCUCUCUUUCUCUCCAA
Nymphaea colorata (pocket water lily) is the source of this 2374-nucleotide messenger RNA. Its product is annotated as E3 ubiquitin-protein ligase At1g63170-like. The transcript has 5 exons. Lineage: Eukaryota; Viridiplantae; Streptophyta; Magnoliopsida; Nymphaeales; Nymphaeaceae. The coding region runs from base 558 to 1889 and encodes 443 amino acids. The record is from RefSeq and is a predicted model, not a curated record.